Molecule: messenger RNA, 5936 nt
Organism: Xyrichtys novacula (pearly razorfish)
Lineage: Eukaryota; Metazoa; Chordata; Actinopteri; Labriformes; Labridae
Source: the annotation of a GenBank genome assembly
AUGGCGACUACUGAGAUGGACUCUGGUUCUUCAGAAAGCAGAUCAGAACAUGGACCAGUCGACCCUGAUUCAAAGUACCCACUGAAAGUUCUGUAUUGUGGAGGUACAGUAUAAUUUGCUCAACAGUUCAGGGUCUCCUUUGUCCUGUAUUGGGUGUCAGGCAGGCCAGUGAACCAGCAGGACUCUUCUUCUACAGAGCCAUGUUGUUGUGAUCCCUGCAGAAUGGGGUUUGUCAUUGUCUCGCUGAAAUAUGAAGGUCUUCCCUGAAAUAGUCAUUGUCUAGAUGGCAGCAGACGUUGCCCCUAAACCUGUAGAUAUUGUUCAGCAUUAAAGGAAUAUUCCAGUGUAAAAUUAAUUUAGGGUCAAACACACCAUAACACUGAGUUAGACACCCACUCGAGAGAUGAAUGUUGCCGACCACUUGCUUCUCUAGUUAUACCAACUUUAGUAACGACUGCAUGAUAGCAAUACAGAGAGCCACGCGCUCAACCAACACGCCACUCUAUAGCCACAAAUAAUGCUCAGAACAGCACCUAACUUCAUCAACAGUACAUAUAGGGUCCCAGCCACAGCACUAGCCACCAAACAUCUUUUUAACUUUGCCUGGUUUCUUUAGCAAAGAGACGAAACACAACUCACCUACUCUCUUCCAGCAGCCGCUUGUUUGUAGCGAGACCUCAGGCAAGUCCAUUACAGACUACAGCAGGGUGACGCAGCUCAAGGAAGAACAUUAAUGAUUAUUUCUUUAUCAUUUCCUUGAAGUAAUAAUCACCAUAUUAAUCAUUUUGCACUGCAGACGCGGUAGUUCUUCUGCCUUAGCAUCUCGGCCUGAUUACAUUUCCAUGAACAAAUGAUCAUAAAUGUUCUUCCUUGAGCUGUGUCACCCCGAUGUAGUCCAUAAUGGACUGGUCCAAGGUCUAGAUACCAACAAGCGGCUGCUGGAAGAGAGUAGGUGAGUUGUGUAUAGUCACUUUGCUAAAGAAAUUAGUCAAAGUUAAAAAGAUGUUUGGUGACUAGUACUUUGGCUGGGACCCUAUAUAUACUGUUGAUGAAGUUAGGUGCUGUUCUGAGCUUUAUUUGUGGCUAUAGAGUGGCGUUUUGGUUGAGGUUUGUUUAUGGCUCCUCAGACCGCUGUGUAUUGCUAUCGUGCAGUUGUUACUGAAGUUGGUAUAACUAGAGAAGCAAGAAGUCAGCAACAAUUAUCUCUUGAGGGGGUGUCUAACUCAGUGUUAUGGUGUGUUUGACCCUAACUUAAUUUUACGCCGGAAUAUCCCUUUUAAUGGAGCUUUCACAGAUGUGGACUCUGAUGACCUCCAUAUCAUCAGGGAUGCUGGAUUUGAACUGUGAACUGAGAACAAGCUGGGUGAUCCCUCUCCUUUUUCAAGGCAGAUGAUGUGACAUCCAUGGUUUCCAGAGAGGAGGUUGAAUAUUAAUCCAUCAGAUCAUAGGACAUUUUCCCACUUUGCCUUAGUCCAUCUUACAUAGGUUUGGGCUGACGUCUCUGGAUCAUGCUUAUAGAUCAUUUCCUUUUUAUAGACAGUUCAUUUUGGAAGCAAAUCUGAGUGAAUGCAGUGACCUCCACCACAGAGGCGCAUCUGUUUUGAACGAUUUAAAUUAUUUCAAACCAUUGGAAUCGGUUUUAUCAAUAUUUCACACAGUGCUCCAACUUGUAAAGAAUCAGGAUUGUGGUUGCACAGGCACUCUGAGGGUUUGCUGUGUUUCAUUUAUCUUGUGACAGGGUUAAAUGAAAACCUUAAAUGUGUGUAUCUCAUGGUUUUUAUAUUUAAAAUGUUAAAAUAUUUUAUGUAAAAUAAAGGCAUUUUCAAUCUUCUCAUAUUCUGUCCCUCAACUGUUUGUUGAAGAACGGUUGUGGCUGGUAUUACUUGAUUGAUUGAAGUGAUUAUAGAAUAAAUUUAAACUUCCUUUGUGCCUUUCUGAAAUGUAACAGUGUUAUUUUCUUCUCCACAGUGUGCUCACUACCUACAGAGGUAAGUUUAAUCAUCAAACAAAGAGAAUUGUCUGACGCACUCACAAAUUCACUUGUAGGUCAAACUGAAUCUGCUCUUUUGUGUCUGCAGUACUGUGAGUACAUGCCUGAGCCGGCCAAAUGUAGGCAGUGGCUUGAGAAGAAUUUUCCAGAUGUGUUUGCCAGGAUGACUGUAGGUGAGUGACAUUUUAGAUUCCAGUCAUUUAGUUUUCCCCAGUUUCUCCUGAAUCCUCUGAUUGUUUAUUAAAUAUUCAGACACAAAAAAAGUAGCUGAUGUAGAUUUUCUUGGGUGAAGCUUUUCCAAAUGCUUUCCUUGUUUAAAGACUGAACUAAAGCUGAACUUUGAGCCGUAAACGGUUUCAGUCCACAACAAGGAAAAAGGUUCAUCAGCCCAAUUUAUGUCAUGGAUUUGUCUCGCAGUGGUUUACGUACCGGCUGUACAAAACUGUAAUGCACACACUGAUCAGUAGCUCGGCUAAUCUGCAUAUCAAAAGACCCAGGCUUGUACAUUUCAGCGGUCAUCUUAAACAGUACUAUUGUCGGCGGAUUGGUUUUGAUAUUUUCCUUUUUUCUUUCUGUCCAACUGGACCGGCAGCAAAUGCACCCAAGCAGGAAACCGGCACUGGAGAGGCUCCCCCUGCAGGAGAGGAGGAGGAGAAGAAGAAACAGAAGAGAGGUACGACAUUUUAGCAGGAUACUGAGUCAUAGCAGACUUCAUUAGGCCUCAUUUAAGGCAAGAGCAAAAUAGAGCAUAUGAUAAACUCACCCAUAUAAAUUUAUAAGAAAUAUCUGCUUUAACCUUUUUUUGAUUGUGCACCUGAAGUAUAUUUUAAGACCUGGCUCUUGCAUAAUUUUUGUUUGAACUUCUAGAAGUUUGAGCGACUGAAAUCUGUCUUCUUUCCUUUUUUUAAGGUGGCAGAGGUCAGAUCAAACAGAAAAAGAAGACUGUUCCUCAGAAAGUUACGAUAGCAAAGAUCCCGAGAGCCAAGAAGAAAUACGUCACACGGGUGUGCGGCCUGGCAACAUUUGGUGAGAGACUCUUGGUUGUAAUAAUAAGUAAUGCAGCUUCGUUUCUUUUAUUCUGAGUGUAUUAUUCCUAACUGUCUCUCUUUGUCGACUCCUGCAGACAUCGACCUUAAAGAGGCUCAGCGGUUCUUCGCUCAGAAAUUUUCUUGUGGUGCCUCAGUGUUAGCAGAGGAUGAAAUAAUCAUUCAGGGAGAUUUUACUGAUGACAUUAUCGACGUCAUUCAAGAGAAGUGGCCUGAGGUGAGUGCCCUGGAUCUGUCUUCAUUUUUCUUUCUUACUUUAAUUCUGACUUUUUCCAUUCACAAAAUAAAGUAGGUUGAGUGCAGAUAAGGCUUUUUUUUUGGUAAAUAACCAAGAUGCCUGACUGCUGAUAGAUUUAGUCUGGAUUUAGCCUCGAAUGAAAUGUCAGGGAAUAAAAACCCAACUGAGCAUGUGAACACACUGAAGUCCGAACUCAGAGACAGUCUGAGGAGCACAUGCGGGGUUACUGCAGCUCUGAGUUUAAACAGGAGGCACACUGGGCCCAGGUGUGUCUCCUGUUGCUGAUUAGAAUACACAAAGGUCUGCCUGUUGCCCUGAAGAGACACAACAAACACCUGUGUAGUGCUUGGACUUCAAACUUUACACCCAACUCCAAGUAAAUUAACCGAUAACUAAUUUGUAAAGAUUGAACUUUUAUCAUAUAUUAAAGUUUGAUAUUCUCCUCUAGAAAAAAAAAAACAAAAACAAGGGGUGUCCUGAUUAAAAUAUUGUUAUUGGAUAUUGGUCCGAUAUCAGCAAAAAAUAGAAUAUCUGAUUAUAUCAGCCUGCAUCUAAGAUCUCCGAUAUCAGCACUCCAAGAAAAGAAGUCCAUUCCAGACUCAGCUCUGGCACCUCUAUCUAGCAGCACCGUGAUCCGACAUGCAGAGCCCACGUAAUCGCAACAACAGUCUUUACUAAGGUACGAACAAAGUAGAGAGGAGUAAAGGUCCUUACACACCGGGAACAAUGCAGAUAUACAAUGCGAAAUUAUGAAAUAUUUGGAGGGGGAUAUUUGACGCGUCCCGGGUGGAAGCGAGAAGACUGACACAACAGCAGACUGACUGCUUUUCAAAACGCUCCCGGUGCGAAAGGACCUUAAGAGUGAUGUCGGCCAUGUGGCAGUACUUUUUCGUUAAAGUCCGAAAAAGACGUUGCAGCUGGGUGCAAGACUUGUCAGGCACAAUUUUAUGCCAGUAUCAGAUCAAUAUCUGUAUCGGCCAUUGCUAAAGGCUAUAAUAGUGGUAUCAUAUCGGAAGUAAAAAAAGUUGUAUUGGGACACCCUUGCUAAAAACUAAGUUAAGCACCCUUUUUUUCAGAAACUAUUUUUUUUAACAUUAAGCACUACAUUUUUAUCAAACAGUACAUACAUUUUUUUCCAUUAAUACCCAAUCCCUCAAACAAAAAUAAAUUCCAACGUAAUCACAGCACAGUCCUGCAUAAACAGGUAGAGUAUCAGAAUGUUGAAACCUUACGCAUACAUACAUAUCACAUACAAUGAUAGAAGCAAUACAGACAACAGAGCCUCCCCAGUCCACUAGCCAUCUUGUCCUGGUUUGGGAGGAGUCCUCCAAUAUACUGCAUAUCCUUGGCCCCACAUAAUCAAGAAAUUGAGUUCAUACCAUAGACUGUAUAUAGAAUGGACAGCGCCUGCCUCCUUGCUUGGUGAAGCCACUCCGAGAACAGCACCCUCUGUAGAUGGGCUGCAGUAUAGGUCAUAAAUCCCGCCUCUGCCAGCAAAGUUUAUGGAGCUGUGGACAAACUUUGGAAAUUUACUACACAGAAUAUAAAUGUUUCUCCCCCCUGGUUGCGGUGUUGACAUGUAGUUACAGUUAGACUGGUUUGUUCUCAAGUCCUCUUUUUUCUGUGAAGCUCUGUUUUUAAAAGUUAUUAGGGGGUUCAUGUUUGCUAUGAUUGACACCUGAUACAGCCUAUUGGCGCUCAGGGAUUGCGUAGCUCACCCGCUGUUUGAGCCGAGCGUCAUCACAGUGACUCUCGGCGACUCACUUGCUGAAUGCACACAAUGCUACUGUGCAAUGUUGGUUUCAGGAAAUGAAGAAAAAUUGCGGAAAUACCGAGAGCUUUUUGGCUUCAAAUCUGUAUACAGGUGGGAGGCGGAACCAAGUUGUCCAUAGUAGAUACAGUCUAUGGUCCACACACAAUAGAACUGUCCAAUUGUCCCUCUGGACCAAUAUGUCAAAUAUUCCAUAGGAAGCAAAUCAAAGUUAAGCACUCUUUUACAAAUUUCUUUAAACUAAUUUAAAAAGAGGAGAAGGAGCUAGCCUGUCUGAUCUUCUAGGCCAAAGAGUCGGGCCCUAACUGAAAAAGCUCAGGGAGUCCUUGAAAGUUUAAAAUAUUAAUAUGAUGAAAGAGUGAAGAAAUAUCCAAACAAGUGAGAAACAUGACUUCAAACUGAUGAAAGCAGCCAACAAAAGGCAUCCUUACCCACUCACUCUCUCUGUUUGCUUCCUACUUUACAAUAAUCCAGUGCCAAUAAUAGAAUAGAAUAGAAUAGAAUAUUCCUUUAUUGAUCCCCCAUGGGGGAAUUUUUUUUGUCACAGCAGCAUCACAGGCAAAGAGUGCAAAAAAGCAGUUAUAAUAAUAAGGAUCGUAAUAUUAAGAACUUCAGUAAAUGUAAUAAUUAAGAAAAAAUUUAGAAAAAGGGAGAAGAAAAAUAAAACUAUAUACAAUAUACACAAUUUAAAUGCAAGAAAAAAAAGUGGUGGUGUGAGUCCAGUUUUAUUGCAGUUCGUUUUAAAGUCUUGAAACUUCACAAAACUGCUAAUUUCCAGAAAAACAGAAGAUCACCAAACCUGUCCAAAAACUGAUGUGGGUCUGUGUUUGUGUGUCUGUGUUGCAGGUGGACGAUGACAGCAUUGAUGAUCUUGGUGAAGUGAAGAAGUGA